AUGGCGGCAGAUGCCGCUACAACCCAAACAUCUACGCUUCUGGGAAGGUCUAUACUAGGGACAUGGCGCGGUGAGAGCGGAGAGCAAUGGUCUUCGGCCCAAGGCUUGGAAUCUGUCCUUAUUUCCAUCCAAAGUUUGAUGUCCUCUAACCCCUAUGAGAACGAACCUGGCUUUGAGAACGCCAGCUCUGACCGGGACCAACAAAACAUGGCUCAUUAUGUUGCCAAGAUUCGCCACGAGACUCUGCGCAUUUCAGUCAUCCAACGACUUGAAGAGUUUCUUGGUAUUCAAUCGGAUGGAACGAUUUUUCCCCCAUGCCCUCCUGGGUUUGUUGACGAUGAGGAAGAAGAAGAGGACCGCCUGACUGGAGAAGAUGACCGCCCAGCUUUUGAUCCUUUCGAAGAUCUCCUCAAACGCAGAUUUCUCUGGUACUUCGAAUCCUACAUUCUCGCAAUUGACGCUGCAGAGCCCGAAGUCACGCCAUCGCAGAUAUUCAAAAAGAUGCCUUUUGAAAACCCUGGCAACUCCAUGGAUGGCCGUUUCUACUAUCCAGACCUUCGGAAACGCCUGAUAUUUAUCAAAGAGACGAUCGUGAAUGAAACGGAGGGCUGGGCCGCGGAAGGCAUGAAAGCGAAAGUCAAGGAGACUAGAAUUGCAGUCAACCUCCAGCGCCAGUAUGAGCAGAUCGUUGAGGAUCUCAAGAAUAGGAAAAAUUUCAUGAUCGACCUGGGCCUCGAGAAUGGGAAUCCGUUCCUCUGGAACGUGACUUUCUUUGGAAAACCCAUGACGCAGCUGGACGGUGGAAUUUUCCAGAUCCGAAUCUGCCUGAGUCCCAAGUUCCCUGAUGAACAGCCGCGGGUUAUUGUUAAGACGCCACUCUUCCAUAAUCGCAUUUCCAAGGAUGGGGUGUUGUGCUAUUUCCCGAAAAAGUUGGAGGAGAUGAAGUCGCAUGUCGAGGCCAUUAUGGAGGCGCUGGAGGAUGAGUCCCCGCCCUAUGACCCGCGUACGACUGUGAAUCCAGAGGCGUCGAAGUUGUUCUGGGGUUCUGCGGAUGAUAAGAAGAAGUACAAUCGGCUGCUAAGGAGAUCUGUGCAGCGGGGCGUUGAGGAGUGCUGA
Molecule: messenger RNA, 1116 nt
Organism: Histoplasma capsulatum G186AR
Lineage: Eukaryota; Fungi; Ascomycota; Eurotiomycetes; Onygenales; Ajellomycetaceae
Exons: 5
Coding region: 1-1116 (371 amino acids)
Source: RefSeq, a predicted model, not a curated record